Calypte anna (Anna's hummingbird) is the source of this 2654-nucleotide messenger RNA. RefSeq names its product tektin 1 (gene TEKT1). The transcript is spliced from 8 exons. The record is from RefSeq and is a predicted model, not a curated record. Gene Ontology annotation, biological process: cilium movement involved in cell motility; cilium assembly. Gene Ontology annotation, cellular component: microtubule cytoskeleton; nucleus. NCBI's taxonomy places the organism in Eukaryota, Metazoa, Chordata, Aves, Apodiformes, Trochilidae. The coding region runs from base 778 to 1986 and encodes 402 amino acids.
GCUGUGUACUCUGACUUUUGGUGGUAAAAAAGUAUGUAAGUUCAGUGGCUUUUGGAAUAGGAUUUAAGUUCAGCCUCCCUUUCUAUUGAAGUUUACUUAAGAAACCACAAAUGAAACAACUACUUUGUUAUCAGUCUCAGAAAAAGAAAAAAAACCAAAAACCCACAAACGCCAAAAGCAUACAAAUGUCUAAAUUAACUGCUGAAAUCUGGAUGUCUGAAGUGUUGCUAGGCUGUUGCUAUGACACUAUGGGAACCAUUGGAAAGACUUCUAAAUGUAUUUUUAACGUAAGUACCUAAUAGCUACUUUGUCAACUGGCAGAAUCCUUGGUAUUGCUAAUCUUACGGUUUUAAUACAAGUGGUAUGAGUUUUGUGGGCUGUUUCUAUUUGUUACAUGACCACCACUGUCUUCAGUUUUUGCUUCAACUUGAAGGACCGUAAUUCAAGUGUGCACCUGCUGGUCCACCAAAUGCACUGUAAGGAUAAACACACUGUACUUCUGUUUUGGAGACGUGACUAGAGUAAGCAUGAUGGGAAAUCUGUCUGCAGCUGGCACAUGUGAUGCAUGUAUUUACAUUCUUACAGCAGAAUACUUUUCAUUGACUAGCAGAGACAAGUUCCAUCAUAGCUACAAGGGGGGCAAUAUUGGCUUUAGACAUCACGUUCCUUCACACUCCCACGUCAUAGGGAUUAUACUGUCUGAUGGAAGUGCUAGAGACACAGGUUUCACAUUCCAAGAACUGACCUGCAUUAUACCCAGAAACUUUCCAAAAAACAAUGGCCAGACUGUUGCAAGCUCCACCCAAGUUUCAUCCCUCAGAAUGGGACCUUGCAAACAAGAUGCAGUGUGCCAGUACAGAGUCUCAGAAAUCCAGGUCAGAGCGCAUGACAGCUGAGAGUCAGAGGUUGCUGGACGAAAUAGAAACGACAACUAAGAGAACUCGAAGUGAUGUCAACAAGAAAAUAGAACAGAGACAGGAAGAAAUAAAAUUCUGGAAGCAAGAAUUAGAUAACAAACUCGAACAAAUUUUUGAUGAGACAGAGGUGCUCUUGACUUUCAAGACUAGGCUGGAGAAAUCUUUGGAGAGCUGCAAAGAACCACUCAUCAUUGCCCAAAAGUGUCUCCUGAACAGGCAGGGGCGUGUUGGAAUUGACUUGGUGCAUGAUGAAGUGGAACAAGAACUGGUGAAGGAAGUUGAAGUCCUCCAGGGGGUUAUUGCUUUGCUUGGACGUACAUUGGAACAAACCAAUGAACAAAUCAGACUAAACCGUUCAGCAAAAUACAACCUGGAAAUGGAUCUAAAGGACAAAUUCACAGCUUUGACAAUUGAUGAUUACUGUGCUAGCUUGACAAACAACACUCCUGAUAUCAGAUACGCUGACAAUGCGGUGAAAAUCGAAGGAAAUUUCAUCAGCCCUGAAGACUGGAUAGAUUUCUCAAACAUAAAUGUUGAAAAAGCUGACAAGCAGAGAAAUAAUUCUUUGGCUCUGAGGGCACUGAUUGGUGGCAUCCUCUCACAGACAGCAAAUGAUAUGCGCAAGCAAUAUGAGACAGUGAAUGCUGCGUUUAGAAACAGGGUGAAGGAAGUCAAGGAUGCCAAACACAAGCUGGAGACACUCCUUGCAAUGGUGAUGGAUGAGACUGCCUCACAGGAAAAGAACAUUGCAGCCUUAAAGAAAGCAAUUGCUGAUAAAGAAGGACCUGCUAAAGUGGCUGAAACUCGCCUGGAAGCAAGAAACCAUCGCCCCAAUGUGGAAUUGUGUUACGACACAGUGCAAUACAGGCUGAUUAGUGAAGUUCAAGAGAUUGCAAAAAAUAUACAAAGACUAAAAGACACACUGGCACAGGCUGAAACAGAGCUGAAAGGUCUGAGACGCCGACAGCUCUCCUUGGAGGAAGAGAUCCAGGUCAAGGAGAAUUCAUUGUACAUUGAUGAAGUGCUCUGCAUGCAAAUGAGAGAGUCUGUUUACAUUCACAGCUUCUGAAGCCAUCAUACUGGGAGACAGGGUGUGCUCCAAAGAGUCAUCUCCUCCUGAAAUUUUGUAGAAAAACCUCCAGUUUUAUUAGUUUGGCUCAAUGCUGUCCUGGUUCUAGUUGUGCAAGGUAAUUAAAACAGACCUCAUACUUACAGAUACCUGUUUCAUAGCUAUCUAUCCUCUAGAACACAUGAUAAACUCUCCCAAUUUGCAAUAUAAUUCCAGAAUAAGAAUAUAUAUUCCUUCUUCCAUGUUAUUUAUCAUGUGUGCAACUAAUGAUAUCUUUUGCCAUUGACAGGACUAGAAGCUGUGGAUGCUUGAGCAGGAGUCUCCUUAUAAGUUGCUUGUUGAAAAGCUGGGCAAGUGGGAGGGGCGACUCUCAGAACUAGCUAUGGUACAUUUUGUUCCUGUUAAGAAUGAGGCAUGGCAUGUCUAUUAAACUAAACAAAAGGUAGGGACUGGUGGUACACUGGAUAGUGUAUCAUAUUUGAGUGACCAUAUCUGAGUCAAGAUCAAUCCAAGGCUGACUUUAGGCUAAUCACUUCUUCACUCUGUGUCUCAGUUCCCUAUUAUUUGUAAAAUGGAAACAAGAUAGGCUUCAUUGGAAAGGUCUCUGAAGUGCUACAACUGAGAAAAGCUGAAGAAGAAAAAAAAAACAACAUAAAGGGGUGUCUUGU